CUGCCAUCCUGUAUCAAUCCUGCGCAUCCUGCUUGUCAAAGUGUUCUUAACAUCAAAAUUCAUUGCUCUCAACUCCCGCAAUGUUGACCACUUGUGCUGGGGCUCGACCUGCCGAUUUCCACCUGCGAUUGGGGUGUCCGGCGCCGUCUCCUGGCUGGCAUGCCACGUCCAUGCUUGCCGGGAUGGCAGUGGCGAGCACUUGGCCCAAACUGCGCCAGUCGUGCCGGUUGCGCCGAUCGGUUGGUGUUCCAGUUCGGACAGUUCGGAGGUGCGGGUCCGAAACGCAGAUGGAAGCAGUUCUUGCAGCGCUACACCCUGCCUUGGCAGCAGCAGUGAGGAAGGCCAUUUGCAACACGCCGGAGGCUGAAACUCUUUUGGUUGGAUCCAAGGAAGAGAUUGGAGGUGUCAAGGGAGUGUCGCUUCGGCAGCCUGAUGAUGUACCCCAAUUAUUGAGGGAGCUUCCUCAUGACUGCUACGACCUUGUUGUUGAGGUCCAAUCUGAGGAAGUCAGUAGUGCGACCUGGGAAGCCGUGCAAAAUCGCUUUUAUCCUCUGGGGGGCCACUCCUUCAGUCUUGCAAAUGAUUUCAUCAUAAAUCUGGCGUCUAUCUCCAAGGUGCUUCGAAAUGGAGGCAAGUUCAUCUUUUUGUCAAUGGCAAGAAAUGAGGAUGAAGUUUUGCCAUUCUCAUUCCUGAACUUACCACACUUGAGGUGGCAGGUGCAUGUUGAAGCGAGUAGUAGCAAAGGUGCUGGGGCAACCGUGUCAGUUGUUUGUUGCACAAUGGAUGCGGAUGCAACUUCGAAGAGCCUCAAGCUUACCCCCAGAGUCAUUGCAGAGCAAUGUACAGAUGAAAUUUCCAGAAGGAGAUACUUUGAAGCCUUAAGACCAUUCAUGAAAAGAGAGGAUGGCAAGACACCUCGAAUUUUGGAUUACGGAUGUGGUGAUGGCUCCCUCAUGUCCUGGGCAGUAGAUCCACGAGUCCAGAGGGAAGAUGGCCCCCGUGACAUCACCCUGGUUGAGGCCAACCUGGAGUUGGCGGCCAGGGCUCAGUCCAAACUACCAAAUGCAGAAGUUAUACAUGUUGCAGAUGUUGAUGAGAGUGAACCUUGGCCCUUUGUUGAUCUUCAGUUUGAUGUGGUGGUCCUUGCUUUCGUUCUGCAUCACGUACCAAUGUCUGCCAGAGCAGCUCUGUUGGCAGAGGCCCUGCGAGUGGGACACCAGGUGUUGGUCUUGGAAGACCUACCAGAUGAAGCGCUGUCUGCUAAUGCCAGGCGACUUGCCUGGCUCGUCACUGAAGAGCAUUUUAGGCCCUUUGGGCAAGACCCUGAUGACUUCAUCGCAGGUGUUUUGCCCCGCCAAAGUUGGAUCAAGACUUUCCAAGAUGCCGGCCUUCAAAUCAUCGGAAGCGAAUGAAGUGGUGACUUCGAGAAGCAGUGGCUCGGAGGGUGCCUUCGAGAAGUGACCCCUGGUACCCC
Cladocopium goreaui is the source of this 1474-nucleotide messenger RNA. The record is from the annotation of a GenBank genome assembly. Lineage: Eukaryota; Dinophyceae; Suessiales; Symbiodiniaceae.